Coregonus sp. 'balchen' is the source of this 970-nucleotide messenger RNA. The record is from the annotation of a GenBank genome assembly. Lineage: Eukaryota; Metazoa; Chordata; Actinopteri; Salmoniformes; Salmonidae.
AUGAACCAAGGAUACUCAUCUAGAGGUGAAAUGGGCCCCGAAGUAACGGCCGCAGCGACGUUUGUUUCCAGGCUAUUGAGAACAAGAGGCUUCCUGAGCGAACACCAACUUCAUGAUUUCAGAGAUUGUCUCCAACAGUCAUUAUCAGGUAAUUUGGUUGGCCUUUCCUGUAAAAAUAAAAAGUACAUUUGGCUACGAACUAGUUAUAUUGUCGAAGUGGCUGCCUAUAUAAUUGAUGUUUUGGCUAGUUAGUUGGCUAACGGUAGCCUCGCUAACGUUAGCUAGUCUUGGCUUUGUCUGUUCCAACUGACGGUCAAAUCUAGCUAGUUUUCUAAUCUGAUCGACGUUUGAUUUUUAUAAUUUUGCUGACUAUCUUUAUUAGGUAAUGCUGGGGGGGAGACAACGAACAUGUAAUUCGACAACUACCUUUAAAACAUUUUUUAAAUACUUUUGCAAGUCAGCAAAUUCGUUAGCAAGCUUCCUCGUUAGUCUAACUUGGCAUAAUGUCUCGAGAUGAUUGUAGUAGGCCCAAAUUCAUUGUCUGGUGCUUUGUUUGCAAAGCAACAAGUUGAGUCUUCUAGUUUCGUUCCUUUAGUCUGAUAAUUUUCUCUUCACAGAGCACUACCAGAACCACUGGUUCCCAGACAGACCACAGAAGGGCUCGGGCUACCGCUGCAUCCGAAUGAAUCAUGAAAUGGACCCAAUUAUUGGCAGGGCUGCUGGUCGAAUCGGAUUUACUAGCGAUCAGCUCUUCGCCCUCCUGCCCCGGGAGCUGACACUCUGGGUGGACCCCUUUGAGGUCUCUUACCGCAUCGGGGAGGAUGGCUCCAUAUGUGUCCUCUAUGAAGCAGAGGCCCCAGCGCCAGCAGCAGCACCUAGCCCCGACCCCACACAGAACUGCAAGAAUCAAUUUCUGCUCGGUGGCCGCACUAGCCCGCCGAAGAACUACCUGAUGACCGUCUCGAGCUAG